AUGGCAGCGGCAGGGAGACUGCGGGGACGGCGGCGGGCGCUCAAGGAGGUGGAGCGCGAGCCCGAGCCGUUCACCAUCGAGGAGGAGGUGUCCCACCUCACCCGGGUUCGGUCGGAGCCGUGCCCCGGCACCCGCGCCGCCAUCCAUGGCGCCAGGCGGAAGAGGGACUUCUCGGCUUUCGAGAUGCUGUCGUCGAGGGAGUCCGGCCUCUCGGGAGGCGGCGGGUUCUGUUCGGCCGACCGCGCCUACGCCGCCGGGAAGCACCUCCCGUCGGAAGGACCGUGGUGCGUGGAAGACAUGGAUAGCGAGGCCUAUGUCUCGCAGUUCUCCAGCGAUGGCUCGCUGCUCGUUGCCGGGUUUCGGGGAAGCCGCAUCAGAGUUUACGAUGCCGAUAGAGGGUGGAAGGUUCAUAAGAACAUAAGCUGCAGAAGUAUGAGGUGGACGGUUUCAGAUAUUGCUCUCUCCCCUGACCAGCGAUACCUUGCCUAUUCCAGUUUGUCGCCUAUUGUUCACAUUGUGAAUGUGCAGAAUGCUGGAAGAGAAUCGGAUGCUAAUGUUACUGAAAUUCACGAGGGUUUGGAAUUCUGUGAUGACGAUGAAUACUCUUUCGGGAUAUUCUCUGUGAAAUUUUCAAAAGAUGGUAGAGAAGUAGUUGUUGGGAACAAUGAUUGUUCAAUACAUGUCUAUGAUCUUGGAGCAAAUAAAGUGUCUGACCGUAUCCGUGCUCAUACGUCUGAUGUCAACACGGUCACCUUUGCUGAUGAAAGUGGCAAUUUGUUGUACUCUGGAAGUGAUGAUAAUCUCUGUAAGGUCUGGGAUAGGCGUUGCCUUGUAAGAGAGAAACCAGCAGGUGUUUUGACAGGUCACUUAGAUGGGAUUACAUGUAUUGAUAGCCGUGGUGAUGGGCGUUAUCUAAUCUCCAACUGCAAGGAUCAGACUAUCAAACUUUGGGACGUCAGAAAGAUGUCCGCCACUGUAAAAGGACGACAACCAAGAUUAUAUGACUGGGACUACAGAUGGAUGACGUUCCCAUCACAUGCUAGAUAUUAUAAGCAUCCAAAUGAUCUGUCUCUGGCAACAUACAGGGGUCAUUCAGUUCUGCGGACACUUAUCCGCUGCUACUUCUCUCCAAUGCACAGCACGGGCCAGAGGUACAUAUACACUGGAUCAAGUGACGAUUCAGUGCAUAUUUACGAUGUGGUAACCGGGGCGACCGUGAAGAAGCUCUCGUGGCACGGUUCGAUCAUCAGAGACUGCACCUGGCAUCCUUAUUGUUCAACGCUCGUAAGCUCUUCCUGGGACGGCUAUCUGGCCCGGUGGGAGGCAUCAGGUGACAACGAGGACCCCUCGGUGCUCACGUGCGACGAGCAGAGGACUAGCCCUUACGACCAGACAUACGGGCUCUCUUUUGCCCUGUAG
This is a messenger RNA of Triticum turgidum subsp. durum (durum wheat), 1419 nucleotides long. Lineage: Eukaryota; Viridiplantae; Streptophyta; Magnoliopsida; Poales; Poaceae. The record is from the annotation of a GenBank genome assembly.